Messenger RNA from Porites lobata, 783 nucleotides. The record is from the annotation of a GenBank genome assembly. Lineage: Eukaryota; Metazoa; Cnidaria; Anthozoa; Scleractinia; Poritidae.
UCACAGAGAGCGAGUGAGAAAGAAUCACUGUUGCAAGCUACAGAUGAAACACAGCUUGUUAGCGAUAAUCAUACACAGGGAGGGUUAUCCAUUGAGAUAUUAGAGAAAUGGCGUAAGGUGACAAUUGUUGUUUGCCUUGCUUCUAUAGUUUUCACAUUGCUUCUUGGGAUCAGUGCGUUAGUCGUCUCUCAGACCUCGGAUAGUUCCUCUGCUUUUGCAGUGGCACUCGACGCUGUUCUGGCCAUUAUAUCAUCAGGAUCUGUUAUAUGGAGGUUUUACUACGGGAUCAAUGGCAACGGGCGGACGAGGAGGGAGUGGAAAGCCUGCACCAUCAUUGCCAGUUGUUUUAUCUUCUCAGGGGUUUUGGUGGUCGGACGAGCUGUUAUCUGCAUCGCGACAAACGACAGGCCACGUCAUGCCCAAGAUUUGCUCAUCAUGUCAGUAAUCAGUUGCGUGGGUUAUUUUCUGCUUUUUCUCGUCAAACUGUGUUUAGCAAAGAAACUUGAAAGCUCAGCUCUUGUCGCAGACUCAAUAGACGCUCUUAGUGGUUCUGGAAUGUCGGCCGGUGUGAUUACAAGUACUUUGGUGUUAGAAUACAUUCGCAAAGCAUGGCUUAUAGAUCCAUGCACCGCGAUUGCCAUCGCUUUAGCGACAGUUAUCUACGGAAUUGAAAUCUUGCUUCGAGUUGAACGUGAAAAGAAGCAAGUCAAAAAAGUUAGAGAAGCCGGGCAAGAGCUUCAGGAGGAACAAGAUGCGGAAAGGGAGUCGGACAAAAAACGAUAA